Molecule: messenger RNA, 270 nt
Organism: Ostertagia ostertagi
Lineage: Eukaryota; Metazoa; Nematoda; Chromadorea; Rhabditida; Trichostrongylidae
Source: the annotation of a GenBank genome assembly
AUGGACAUCUCUACAUACAUUGCUAACGGUGAAUGGGACUUGAUUGGUUCACCGGUGAGACGAGAAGUGUCUUUCUACAAAUGUUGUCCUGAGCCUUAUCCAACCCUCAAAUUUUAUCUGCAUUUGAAGCGCAAGUCGUUCUACUAUAUAUUCAACAUAAUCGUCCCAUCAAUGCUGAUCUCUGGCAUGACCCUGCUCGGCUUCUGUUUACCUCCUCACGAUUCUUUUCUACCUCCUCACGAUAUGAGCGAGAAAAUCGGUUUUUCGUGA